UUAUUUCUGCUUUUCGCACGUAAUUUUGAAUUGGCUACAACGCAAUUGCCUGCAGCCACAUGUUUACUUUUAAAUGUCGUCUGCCAUCACCCGAUAGAAGACUGACAGGUAGACAAUUCCGGUCUUCAGUCUGUCAACGAAUUGAUUAAACUACAGUGCAGAACAGUGAGUGUCUUUCCAAGCUACAAUUGAGAUGGAAGAAGUGCAAGCAACCAAUGAAAACCAAGUUGAAGCUGUACCAGCUAAAACCCCUAAACAGUUGAAAAAAGAAGCUGAAAAAGCAGCUAAACUUGAAAAGUUUAAGGCAAAAAAGGAAAAAUUGACUGAAACUAAAACAUCGGACAAACCAAAAAAGGAAGUUCCUACUAAACCAAAAGCAGCUGAAGUUGAGAUUCCACAACUUCCACCUGGAGAAAAGAAAGAUACAAACUGCCCUUUGCCAGAGUCUUACAAUCCACGCUAUGUAGAAGCCUGCUGGUAUUCGUGGUGGGAAAAGGAAGGAUUUUUUACUCCUGAAUACAAAAGAGACAUCAAGAAUCCUAAUCCCAAUGGUCAGUUCGUCAUGGUUAUUCCCCCACCAAAUGUAACAGGAUCUCUCCAUUUGGGACAUGCGUUGACCAAUUCAGUUGAGGACACCAUUACGCGUUACCAUAGGAUGACUGGAAAGACAACCUUAUGGGUACCAGGAUGUGACCAUGCUGGCAUUGCUACCCAAGUAGUAGUAGAAAAAAAAUUGUGGCGAGAAGAGAAGGUAACCCGCCAUGAUCUGGGACGUGAUAAAUUUAUCGAAAAAGUUUGGGAGUGGAAAAAUGAAAAGGGUCAUCGCAUUUACGAGCAGUUGAAGAAAAUGGGAUCAUCACUGGACUGGAAUCGAGCAUCUUUCACUAUGGACCCAAAAUUAUGCAAAGCUGUACUCGAAGCAUUUGUCAGAAUGCAUCAAGAUGGCACCAUUUAUCGAUCAACCCGCUUAGUUAAUUGGUCGUGCACCCUUAAAUCUGCAAUAUCCGAUAUUGAGGUCGACAAGGUUGAGCUUCCAGGCCGAACUCAGCUUUCUGUCCCGGGUUACAAUGAAAAAAUCGAAUUUGGCGUUUUGGUUUCAUUCGCCUACAAAAUUGAUGGCUUAGAUGAAGAAAUCGUUGUAGCCACUACUCGUGUUGAAACCAUGUUGGGUGAUACCGGUAUUGCUGUACACCCCCAAGAUUCACGUUAUACGCAUUUGAUGGGCAAAUAUGCCGUACAUCCGUUCUGUCAACGUAAACUACUCAUUGUGGCUGACGACUAUGUCGACAUGGCUUUCGGAACAGGUGCUGUCAAGAUCACACCGGCGCAUGACCCUAAUGAUUACGACUUAGGUAAACGGCACAAUCUUGCAAUGCUUACCAUCUUUAGUGACGAUGGAAUCAUCAUCGGCGAUUGCGGGAAGUUUACUGGAAUGAAACGUUUUGAGGCCCGUAAAGCCGUGAUUCAGGAAUUAGAGCAAAUUGGACUGUACCGUGGUACAGCAGAAAAUCCGAUGGUAGUGCCCGUUUGCUCCCGUUCAAAGGACAUUGUGGAACCCAUGAUCAAACCACAGUGGUACGUAAAAUGUGACCAAAUGGCAGCUGAUGCCGCUGAAGCUGUUCGAUGUGGGAAGCUCAAAGUUGUACCGGAAAUGCAUCAGAAAACAUGGUUUAACUGGAUGGACAACAUUCGCGAUUGGUGUAUUUCUCGACAGCUUUGGUGGGGCCAUCGCAUCCCUGCCUAUUUUGUCACCAUAGACGACACAUCGGCCGAAGUGGGCGAUGAAGCUGAUAAUGAAUUUUGGGUAUCUGGGCGCUCUGAAGCUGAAGCUAGAACUAACGCUGCCAAGCGUUUCAACGUCCCUGAAGAGAAAAUUAUUCUCAAACAGGAUGAAGAUGUUCUCGAUACCUGGUUUUCUUCGGCACUUUUCCCAUUUUCCGUGUUUGGUUGGCCGGACAAGACGGAUGAACUGGACAUCUUUUUCCCAACUACUCUGUUAGAAACAGGCCAUGAUAUUCUCUUCUUUUGGGUGGCUCGAAUGGUAUUUUUUGGCCAAAAACUAAUGGGCAAACUUCCUUUCAGUGAAGUCUACCUUCACGCAAUGGUCCGCGAUGCCCAUGGCCGUAAAAUGUCCAAAUCCUUGGGAAACGUCAUCGAUCCUCUCGAUGUGAUUUAUGGAAUCAGUCUCGACGGACUCAUGGCUCAGUUGGAUGGCAGUAACCUCGAUCCAGCUGAAGUUGGUAGGGCGAAAGAGGGUCAGAAGCAAGACUAUCCUCAAGGAAUACCCGAAUGCGGAACGGAUGCUCUUCGCUUCGCUUUAUGCCAGUACACUGCCCAGGGCCGUGAUAUCAACUUGGAUGUUAAGCGCGUCCAAGGAUACCGCUUUUUCUGCAACAAAUUGUGGAAUGCCACUCGAUUUGCCCUGACCUACCUACAGGGGGCUGUAAUUCAUACAUUAAACGAGGCAAGUAAUCGUCCGCCUGUAACCCGUUCUGCCAUCACGCCGGCUUUUCUUGCUGGUCUGAAUACUCGGCUCGAACAUAUUUCAUAUUUCAGCGGUUGCCAGUACUCCAUUGAAGAUGAUAAAAUCUGGUGGCAACUCCGCGUUGAGUUGGGGCGAUCGAAAAUUCCAUCAAGUUAUCCCCACUUGGAUCGAUGGUUUCAACAUAUUGGCCGUUUGAGGCAGCAGGUUGAGCUGAGUUUGAUGGACAAAUGGAUCUUGAGCUGCUUAUCCACUGCCGUUUCGGCCUGUAACGCAGGAUUCCAACAAUACGAUUUCCCUCGUGCCACUAGUGCAAUCUACAACUUUUUCCUUUAUGAACUGUGCGACGUUUACCUGGAAUCAGUCAAGCCUGUUUUCCAAGGUUCAGAUGAGUCCGCCAAGUCUGCGGCUCGUUCCGUACUCGUCACCUGCAUCGACACUGGUCUAAAGUUAAUUUCGCCGUUCAUGCCCUUCAUUUCAGAAGAGCUAUGGCAACGACUACCGCGACCUGAAGCCGUGCAGAAAUCUCUUCCACCGAGUAUUUGCGUCGCUUCUUACCCGACGGACGCUGAAUUUCAAGUAUGGAAAAACGAGGAAUUAGAAGAAAACGUGAAAUUGGUUAAUCGUAUCAUCUCUAACGUUCGAUCUGUCCGAGCCAGCUAUAUGUUACCAAACAAAACGAAAACAAAAUUGAUUUUAAGGUGCUUGGAUCAGGAAGUGGUCGACAUGCUUGCACCCUUUGCCGACACUGUUUCUACGUUAGCAUUUUGCCAACCUGUUUCCGUCUCUACAGAUGGUGGAGAUGGUGGCAAUACACGAGGCUGCGCCAUCGUGACUGUUUCGGACAAGUGUGACGCCAUCGUUCAUUUGGAGGGUCUCAUCGAUGUUCAAAAGGAAAAGACACGCAUCACUGGCCUGGUUGAGAAGAAGCGCCAGCAGUUGGUCAAGCUGCAAGAAGGAAUGGUAGUUCCAAAUUACACUGAAAAAGUUCCUCUUGCAGUUCAGGAGACCAACAAGGAAAAAGAGGGUGAACUAGAAGCUGAGCUGCAGCAACUGGAUGCUGCCUUUGCUACUCUAUCCACUAUGGAUUAAUUAAACAAUUUGGGAUUUGGGGCUGCUUGUUGCAAUUGCUGUGUGUAUCUCAUCAAUAUACAUUGAAAGCAGCAUAAA
This is a messenger RNA of Daphnia magna, 3652 nucleotides long. It is a transcript of the gene ValRS, whose product is annotated as valine--tRNA ligase. The coding region runs from base 194 to 3574 and encodes 1126 amino acids. Gene Ontology annotation, molecular function: ATP binding; aminoacyl-tRNA deacylase activity; valine-tRNA ligase activity. The transcript has 11 exons. Gene Ontology annotation, cellular component: cytosol. Gene Ontology annotation, biological process: valyl-tRNA aminoacylation. NCBI's taxonomy places the organism in Eukaryota, Metazoa, Arthropoda, Branchiopoda, Diplostraca, Daphniidae. The record is from RefSeq and is a predicted model, not a curated record.